ACAUUUAAUUUCUAUUUUUGUUCGAUCGAUCGCCCAAUUUUUUUUUAUAUUGUCGUCACGUAUAAAUUAAAUAAUUAAAUUGACUGAAAACCACGGGAUGAAACGUGCAUAUAUAUACAAGAACACGGAAGAAAAAGAUGGUAAAGUUUUGGCGGUGGAAAACUCGAUUGAAGAACUGAAAUCUCAAAUCUCUUUUCACUUUGGAUUGCCGAAUGAAAACAUUAGACUGUUUUCGUCAAACGGCUGUGAAAUUAUCGACGCGAGAAUUAUAAGGGAUGAAGAGAAAUUAUACCUGAGUGUAGAAGGUAACAAUGUUCCGAAAAGCUGUGAUACUAUAGCAAAGUCUAUAGCUAAAUUAAAUGUUGGUGAUGAUGGAGAUUUUCAAGAUGACAUGGCCUGUUGCAAGUCAGUUUCUGAUUGGAUAACCCUAAAUAUUGGUGGAAAGCGCUUCACUACUUCCCGCUCUACGAUUCUGGCCAAAGAACCUUUGUCAAUGCUGGCCAGAAUGUUUGAUGACAAUAACAUGUACUUAAUGACUCCAAGCGCCACAGAUAAAAAAGGCGCGUAUUUAAUUGAUAGAAGCCCGGAAUAUUUCGAUCCGAUUUUGAAUUAUCUGAGACAUGGCGAGGUUAUUCUGAAUAACAAUGUCAAUCCAAGAGGAGUUCUUGAAGAAGCAAUAUUUUAUGGCAUUGAAUCAAUGAUACCACAGCUGAAUCAGCUUAUUGAGGAAUCUAGAAGCAGUAUUGUCAAUAACCAAGCCCUGACCAGAAUGGAUGUGGUCCGGUCUAUCAUCAUGACCUCCAACAGCACUGAGUUAAGGUUCCAAGGUGUCAAUCUGGCUGGUGCUGAUCUCAAUAGGCUAGAUUUGAGAAAUAUUAAUUUUAAGUAUGCCUGCUUAUCAAGAUGCAACCUGAUUGGUGCUAAUCUCUCGCACUGCUGCCUGGAGAGGGCUGACCUGUCUCAUGCCAACUUGGAGGGCGCUCAGUUGCCCGGAGUCAAGGCUUUGUGUGCUAAUAUGGAAGGUGCCAAUUUAAAAGGCUGUAAUAUGGAGGAUCCAUAUUCAAACUCCAGAGCUGUGAUGGAAGGAGUCAAUUUAAAAGGUGCCAAUCUAGAGGGCAGUAAUAUGCCUGGCGUUAAUUUGAGGGUGGCAACACUGAAAAAUGCAAACCUUCAGAAUUGUGAUCUCAGAAGUGCCGUGUUGGCGGGAGCCGAUUUGGAGUGCUGCGACCUCUCUGGAAGUGAUCUCCACGAGGCUAAUCUCCGCGGCGCGAAUUUGAAGGAUGCCGCGUUCGAGCUUAUGCUUACUCCACUUCACAUGUCCCAGACUAUUAGAUAAAUUGGCCCUGACGUUUUUACAGUGUCCAAAAAUUUUUGAAAAUAAAUGUAGGCGCUGUGUUUGCCAGUGGGCAACACUGGUUGUUUAUAAACCAAUUACAACCAUUUGUUUUAGUAAAUAAAAUAUAUGACCGCCUUAUAUAUGCCACCUUUUUAUAGAUACUUUUUCUGGACGCAUGUACUCUAGUAUAUUUAUAUUAUGUACUUACUUAAAAUAAAUUAUUUACUCAUGCUUUUUGCUCACAAA
This is a messenger RNA of Plodia interpunctella (Indianmeal moth), 1582 nucleotides long. RefSeq lists its product as uncharacterized. Gene Ontology annotation, biological process: protein homooligomerization. Bases 98 to 1336 code for a protein of 412 amino acids. Lineage: Eukaryota; Metazoa; Arthropoda; Insecta; Lepidoptera; Pyralidae. Gene Ontology annotation, molecular function: protein binding. The transcript is spliced from 6 exons. The record is from RefSeq and is a predicted model, not a curated record.